GCGAAAAGACGUGGGACCUGGUCACGAUGUGCGGUGUGCUGUUGGUUGUACCGCUGGCAAAGUGGUGGUGGUGGACCCACAGGUACGGUGGCAUGAGGUGUAGAGGUGAUGUAUGAUGACAGGACGUAGGGGUACGUUCUUUUUUCAUCUUUUUUGGAAUAUCCGGGGCUGUAAGUGUCGAGGCAUGUAAUGCACCGGUUGAGAGGUGGUGCACGUGCAAGCGUACCGGUGCGGUGAGUCUUGUUGUCGGCGAACUUGCGCAGAUGCGUUGCUGCAGAAAAGGCGGUAUAUAACCUGAAACCGACUUCAGCGGUCAAGAGCACAACGAAUUGUUAUCCCAGGCUACCGCGGCUACCACCAAAGCGACGAUCUUUAAGCAUACACCGGUGUACUCCAGCACACCCUUUGCACCCCGGGCCCAAUAGCCGAGCACCAUCAAAUCACAAACACAUGUCUAGAGGAGGCUUUCAGAUCCACACCGCAACUCCAAUCCGCAAUCGGAAAAAAAUCGGAGUCACAUCCGCAGCCUGGGCACGCGACCACACCCACGCCAGCACAAGUCAAAUGUUCGUGCCAACACCAUAUGACUGCACCACGCCCCCAUGGCUGUCGCAAACCAGCCCUUUUCCGAAUUUCCCCGUGCAGCAAACAUCGACCAACACUUUGCCGGCUUCGCAUUUCGCGCCAGACCCACGUCUCCCACGACCAGCGCCUCGUGAACAGGGCCUGCAAGAUGACUUGUUCUAUGCAUUCACACGAGACGCCUACUUAUCAAGUGAGACAACCGCCGCGAAAGAGGUAGCACGACAUUUGCAACCAUAUUAUCCUCCAACAGAGAAGACAAAUCGUACAUUACCUUUACCAAGGUACACCAACCAAGGACAUAACCACAACAACUUGCAAUUCUUCACACCCUUCACGCCCUUCACACCACUCACACCUACGAUACCAAACGCCUUCAACAUGGAGGUCACAAGCAGACCACUCCCAUCACUACUACCUCAGUCCGCCCCCAUGGCUAUGGCAUCGAAACCAGCAAAUGCUGCUCCGUGGUCAUUUCCCAACCUCAAGAAGAGGCGCCGUCGUCGAGCAAGCCAAAUCUUCAACAUGAACUUCAGCUUUGGCUUUGGGUCUCGACGAAAGAGUCAAGACCACUCGCCUGACAUCAGUCCGCGAACAUCCAUAUCAUCGGCAUCAGGCUCCCCGAGAUCAGAGGUAGAGCAAAGCUCCAAGAGACAGAGAAUCGAUUCGAGAGUGUCAGAUGCAGAGGCGGUAUUCUCACCCAACAAGAGCAUCAAGAUUUCGGGACCCGAGAACACGCCAAUAGUCUUGUCGCGAUGUGACAGCACGGGUGAAGUGCACCCAGGCCAACUCGUCGACUUCACCAGCAAACCCGUUCCCAUCGCGCCGGAGCCGAUUGUGAUUCCUGCUCCUGUACGCAGAAGCCCGGCAAGCGAGUUCGAGCUUCGCUUAAGCAGCGACACAUAUCACGAUCACCUGGCCACCUCUCAACGACGGAAAUCCUUCCCUGCUGGCGAAUGGGCACCAAAACGGGUCCGUGAUGAGGUUCAGAUGCUGCAUAAGCUAGAGAAGCUCGAGAAGCUCGACACCAAAGUCGAGGAUCCUUUCAAGAGAUUCAGGGAAUCUGCAAGGAAGAGGAUAUGCACAGUGGAACGGAAGACCAAGGCUUCGGCAACCACUUCUUCCACCACCACGGCGCCAACACCAAGCAUGGUUAAUGCAUCAAGUGUGCCAUGCGAACUCCGCCGCACACCAAGCGAUCCAAGCACUGAGGCUUUCCUUACACACGUCCGUGCAAGUCUCGAAGCGAGGAAGAGGGAGAACAAGACGGGAGAACGCUGGCGUUCAUAUCCCGUGUUUGCCGACGAAGUCGAGAAGGGUUUUCUCGAUGACGCACCGCUAUGACGGUGAUAUGUAUAACAUUUAUGAGACCGCGAUCGGCGGCUGGCCGUUUGGAUGACUUGCAUAUCGGAAUUGGCGUUUUGAGGGCGGAUACCCGUAGUAUAUCCACAUUUUAGCGCGCAUAUAUACCCUGAGCUCAGUUGGUCAACUGAGCUCCUGACGAAUGAAUUAAUACUACUAUUACCACAACAUGAC
This is a messenger RNA of Alternaria alternata, 2118 nucleotides long. RefSeq lists its product as hypothetical. The record is from RefSeq and is a predicted model, not a curated record. The transcript has a single exon. Bases 451 to 1926 code for a protein of 491 amino acids. Lineage: Eukaryota; Fungi; Ascomycota; Dothideomycetes; Pleosporales; Pleosporaceae.